AUGUCCAAAUCUAAGCGACAGCGCGAUUGGGUCCUGGGCCCACCGCAGUCUGUGGCAGCAUCUUUGCGACCUGCCUCCGAGUACCCGGCUCAGCACCCGGCGUGCCCGGACGGUCAGAUCUCGGCACCGGCCAUCUGGCAGCAAACGCUCAGCUUCCACCGGAGAAUAAACCAUGAGGACCCUAUCGCGUUUCAAAGCCCUCGCCCCACUAAUGCUCGUGAUUCGGGGUCGCAAUAUACAGCUGAGGGGGUUUGCUCGGUCCCCGCCGUUCAGGCCGCCACGCGCCACCCGCCCAAAGUCUGUAUCGCACCACGGGGGACCGCAGACGUUGCAGGCGAUGGACGACAAGUGGAGUUUAUAGACGCGCAGUCGUCAAAAUGUUUCGAAUUCUGCGUGCGGCAAGCUCUCAGGUACCGGCCCAUGUUCGGGCCAGUCGACUCCUGCUUCCAGAAGCCGCCAAGCCCGCUGAUCGCAAAGCUUGUCGAGGUGUCGUGGUGGUUCAAGGCCUCGCAGCGAUAG
This is a messenger RNA of Diaporthe amygdali, 519 nucleotides long. RefSeq lists its product as uncharacterized. The coding region runs from base 1 to 519 and encodes 172 amino acids. The transcript is spliced from 3 exons. The record is from RefSeq and is a predicted model, not a curated record. NCBI's taxonomy places the organism in Eukaryota, Fungi, Ascomycota, Sordariomycetes, Diaporthales, Diaporthaceae.